ACUAGGGCUGGAUUCGAUGAAUAUUACAGCUGCCCAAUUAAUUGUUGAUAAUGGCCAAGCUGUUCUUGCUGGCCAGUGGCCACGCCUAUUUUCAGCGGUGCAUUUACUCUCUCACUUUCUUAUCUUUUUCGUUUUUCAAAAGUACCCCUACUAGUAACUGCAAUUUUCGAUCAGGCCCUCGGGUAGUUCGUAAUUAACCCCGAAGUCUAAGCCCACAGCCAUACUUCUCCAUUUUAUAAACCCAGCUCACUCCCACACUGGCUGCUCCUCACUUCCAGCUCUUCUCAUCUUCUGAGAUUGUGAUGAUGGCUCUCCCUCCUCUCUUCGCCGUCGUUUUCGUUCUAGCGACGCUCUCCUCCACCUUCGCAGAAGAUCUCGUCCAUUCAUCUUGCAUACACGCAAGUUAUCCGAACAUCUGCCUCCGGACACUCUCGUCGUACUCCGGCCCCGCCAAAACUCCUCGGGAUCUAGCUCAAGCCGCCGUGAAGGUAAGCCUCUCUCGGGCCCAGCGAGUAUCGACGUACCUGAACGGAGUGGCCGGCCAAGGAAAGGCAAGCAAGAGAGAGCAAGUGGCGUUGAGUGACUGCGUGGAGCAGAUAUCGGACACAGUGGAGGAGCUGAGCAACACUCUGAAGGAGCUGAAGCACCUCCGCCCCGGAACCUUCCGGUGGCAGAUGAGCAAUGCGGAGACGUGGGUGAGCGCCGCUCUAACGAACGAGGACACGUGUCUUGACGGAUUCCAGGGCGUGGAUGGGAAGGUGAAGGCGGAUGUGAAGCGCAAGAUCACGAACGUCGCUAGGGUUACGAGCAACGCUCUCUAUCUCAUCAAUCGCCUCGAUUCGACACGUGGCAGGGCCGGACUCGAGCCGUGAAGUUGUACGGCUCUGAUUCUAUUUCCGUGUCAUAUAUUCAUAUCCAUAUCUACCGCUCUGUGUAUUAUUUUUUCUUUUCUUGGUUUUUGGCUCUUCGUUUCUGUAAGGUGUACGUAGUGCAAUAGUUUUGGGAAUAAAACUUUCUAAAGAAAGAAAGAGAAAAUUUGGAGAAAA
Messenger RNA from Vitis vinifera (wine grape), 1046 nucleotides. RefSeq names its product pectinesterase inhibitor 3. The transcript has a single exon. Gene Ontology annotation, biological process: negative regulation of catalytic activity. The coding region runs from base 303 to 872 and encodes 189 amino acids. Gene Ontology annotation, molecular function: enzyme inhibitor activity. NCBI's taxonomy places the organism in Eukaryota, Viridiplantae, Streptophyta, Magnoliopsida, Vitales, Vitaceae. The record is from RefSeq and is a predicted model, not a curated record.